This is a messenger RNA of Triticum turgidum subsp. durum (durum wheat), 369 nucleotides long. Lineage: Eukaryota; Viridiplantae; Streptophyta; Magnoliopsida; Poales; Poaceae. The record is from the annotation of a GenBank genome assembly.
AUGCCAAAGAGAGGCAGGUGGUCUGUUGUGGGGAAGAUUGAGUAUGAGGCAAAGAAGGUAAGGAUUGCAUGGUUGAAAGAAGAGGUAGCCCGGUUAGAGAGAGUGGUUGCAGCGGAGAAAGAGAGAGCAAAAGAGACCAACCAACGCUUUGAGAAGGCCAAGAAAGAGAGCUCCGGAACUGUGGCCAGGUAUCUCUUCAUGAAUGAAGAGGAUCUUACACUUGAGGAGUGCAAGGAGUACUGCCAAGAGCUCACGCGGAUCAACCAAGAAAUUGCAAACCGAUUGUCCUUAGAGUCCAUGGGCUCAAAUGUGCCACCACCGCAGCCGCAUUUGUCUUCAGUCGAAUCACAAACUAAGGAAGAAAAGUAG